Messenger RNA from Sorex fumeus (smoky shrew), 3172 nucleotides. It is a transcript of the gene VAV2, whose product is annotated as vav guanine nucleotide exchange factor 2. The transcript is spliced from 28 exons. Gene Ontology annotation, biological process: regulation of GTPase activity; cell migration; intracellular signal transduction. Bases 77 to 2755 code for a protein of 892 amino acids. NCBI's taxonomy places the organism in Eukaryota, Metazoa, Chordata, Mammalia, Eulipotyphla, Soricidae. The record is from RefSeq and is a predicted model, not a curated record. Gene Ontology annotation, molecular function: guanyl-nucleotide exchange factor activity; protein binding. Gene Ontology annotation, cellular component: cytoplasm.
CCCCGCCCCGACCCGCGGGCGGCCGGGAUGCCCCGCGGCCGCCGCACUCGCGCCCGCGCCGCGCCCUGAGCGCGCCAUGGAGCAGUGGCGGCAGUGCGGCCGCUGGCUGGUGGACUGCCGCGUCCUGCCGCACGACCACCGCGUGCUCUGGCCCUCGGCCGCCGUCUUCGACCUGGCGCAGGCGCUGCGCGACGGCGUGCUGCUGUGCCAGCUGCUGCACCAGCUCUGCCCCGGCUCCGUGGACCCCAAGGACAUCAACUUCCGGCCGCAGAUGUCGCAGUUCCUGUGUCUGAAGAACAUCCGCACCUUCCUCCGGGUGGGCCAUGACGUGUUUGGACUCCGCAGCUCUGACCUCUUCGACCCCUUUGACCUCUUCGAUGUCCGGGACUUCGGGAAGGUCAUCUCGGCCCUGUCGAGACUUUCCCAUCACAGCAUCGCGCAGAGCAAAGGAAUCAGGCCUUUCCCCUCGGAGGACACGGUGGAGAAUGACGAUGACAUCUACCGCAGCCUGGAGGAGCUGGCCGACGAGCAUGACCUGGGCGAGGACAUCUACGACUGCGUCCCUUGCGAGGACGAGGGCGACGACGUGUACGAGGACAUCAUCAGGGUGGAGGUGCAGCCGCCCAUGAAAAUGGGCAUGAGCCGGGACGACAAGCGCAGCCGCUGCCUGCUGGAGAUCCAGGAGACCGAGGCCAAGUACUGCCGCACGCUGGAGGACAUCGAGAAGAGCUACGUGGGCCCCCUCAGGCCGCUGCUGAGCCCCGCGGACAUGGCCGCCAUCUUCAUCAACCUGGAGGACCUGAUGAAGGUGCACCAGAGCUUCCUGAGGGCCAUCGAUGUGGCCAUGCUGGCGGGCGGCGGCUCCCUGGCCACCGUCUUCCUGGACUUCAAGGAGCGGCUCCUGAUCUACGGAGACUACUGCAGCCGCAUGGAGCAUGCCCAGAACACGCUCAACCAGCUGUUGGCCACCCGUGACGACGUGAGGCAGAAGGUCGAGGAGUGCACGCUGAAGGUCCAGGACGGGAAGUUCAAGCUGCAGGACCUGCUGGUGGUGCCCAUGCAGAGGGUGCUCAAGUACCACCUGCUACUCAAGGAACUCCUGAGUCACUCCACGGACCGGCCGGACAGGCAGCAGCUCAAGGAAGCUUUAGAAGCUAUGCAGGACCUGGCCAUGUACAUAAACGAGGUGAAGAGGGACAAGGAGACUCUGAAGAAAGUGGCCGAGUUCCAGAGCUGCAUCGAGAACCUGCAGGUGAAGCUGGAGGAGUUCGGGCGGCCGAAGAUUGACGGGGAGCUGAAGGUGCGCUCCAUGGUCAACCACACCAAGCAGGACAGGUACUUGUUCCUGUUUGACAAGGUGGUGAUCGUGUGCAAGCGGCGGGGCUACAGCUACGAGCUGAAGGAGAUCAUCGAGCUGCUGGCCCACAAGGUGUCGGACGACCCCAUGAACAACAAGGACAUCAAGAAGUGGUCCUACGGCUUCUACCUCAUCCACCUGCAAGGCAAGCAGGGCUUCCAGCUCUUCUGCAAGACCGAGGACAUGAAGCGCAAGUGGAUGGAGCAGUUCGAGAUGGCCAUGUCCAAUGUGAAGCCCGACAAGGCCGGUGCCAACCAGCAUGCCUUCCAGAUGUUCACAUUCGCCAGGACCACCACGUGCCGCGCCUGCCGCAUGCUGCUCAGGGGCACUUUCUACCAGGGGUACCUGUGCGCCCGGUGCGGUGUCGGUGCGCACAAGGAGUGUCUGGAGGUGACACCGCCCUGCAAGACAGGUUCCCCUGCAGACGUGGACACCCCCGGAGCGGGACCAGGUCCCAAGAUGGUGGCUGUGCAGAGUUACCACGGCAGCCCCGCGCCCCCCGGGAAGCCGGUGCUCACCUUCCAGACGGGCGACAUCAUCGAGCUGCUCAAGGGCGACCCCGAGUCCCCGUGGUGGGAGGGCCGGCUGGUGCUGACCCGCAAGUCUGGCUGCUUCCCCAGCGCGUCUGUGAAGCCAUGUCCCGCGGACGGGCGGCCGCCUGUUUCCCGGCCACCCUCCCGUGAGCUUGACUACACCAUGUACCCCUGGUUCGCUGGCAGCAUGGAGAGGCAACAGACUGACACCCUGCUGAAGCCCCACGCCAGCGGCACCUACCUCAUCCGGGAGCGGCCGGCUGAGGCCGAGCGCUUCGCCAUCAGCGUCAAGUUCAACGACGAGGUGAAGCACAUCAAGGUGGUGGAGAAGGACGGCUGGAUCCACAUCACCGAGGCCAAGAAGUUCGAGAGCCUCCUGGAGCUGGUGGAGUACUACCAGUGCCACUCGCUCAAGGAGAGCUUCAAGCAGCUGGACACGACCCUCAAGCACCCCUACAAGUCCCGGGAGCGCUUGGCCUCUAGGGCCUCCAGCCGGUCCCCAGUCCUCAGGGCCUCAGCCUCGCUGCUCAGGGCUCCUCCGCCCCGUUCUGGUCAGGUCAGUCUUCGCGCCUCGCGUCGUCGGCACGGCCGUGGCCAGGUACAACUUCGCCGCCCGGGACAUGCGGGAGCUCUCGCUGCGGGAGGGGGACGUGGUGAAGAUCUACAGCCGCGUCGGCGGGGACCGGGGCUGGUGGAAGGGCGAGACCCACGGCCGGAUCGGCUGGUUCCCUUCGACGUACGUGGAGGAGGAGGGCGUCCAGUGACGCGGGAGUCUGGACAGGACAUUCUUGGGAAGCUGCAGCUCUGGUCUCGCUCUGGCUCCAGGACUCCGGGGGCCGUGCCCGCCAGCAUCUGUCUCCCCUAGGCUGCAGGCUGGGGCGGGCUUCCAUAGAGGAGCGGUGGGCUGGCCCUGUGGGACUGUUGUCACUGGAGCCCCGAGCUGGGGAGUUCGGGGGUCUUGCCUGCCCCUCGGGGCCCUACUUCUUGCUGUUCUAGGGUGCCCGAGCCCAGGGCGGCCUGUUGGCUGUGCUCGGCUUCUCAUGACCCCAGCAGCCAGCGUGUAUAGAGACCCCCGGGGUGCGCCCCCCCCAUGGUACUGUUCUUUGUCCUGAGUCCCAGGAUGUCCCUGUGCCUGUCCUUGUCCUGCUGCCAGAGGCGUCAUGGGAGAGACCGCCCGGGCCCUCUGCGCGUGCCACUCGCCCCGCCCCCGUGCCGUGAGCUGCCCGGGCUCGCCCCACACAAGUGCUCUUGGGGGCGCCUCUUUUCUCAUGCUCCCCACGGA